UGUAAUGAUAAGAUGUUAACGGGUCGCUUAAACCUUUAAUUACAAGUGGACAUUUUUGUGACAGUUCUUUGUAUGCAAAGUUUUAUAUAAACGUCUUGUAAGAACAUUCCUGAACUUCGCCCUCCGCCGUUCCAGGAGAAAGCAAGUCAACCAUCGUCUCAGCUCCUGACUCUAGUCUGUGUUGUGAUUUCCUGCGCGACUGUCCCACCCCAGUGUUAGCAGCAGACAUGGCGGACCUCAAGAAGGUGGCGCGCGAUCGCAUUGACCAGCACGCGGAGGAGCUGCACGCGCUCAGUCAGGCCAUCUGGCGAACACCGGAACUGAACUUCCAAGAACACUUCGCUCACACGCUGCUGACGAAGUUUUUGGAGGAGAAGGGUUUCCAGGUGGAGCGCUCCUUUAAGCUGGACACGGCCUUCCGUGCUACGUGGGGAGGGGAGACAACUUCCGGUCCUAACGUGGCGGUGCUGUGCGAGUAUGACGCACUUCCGGAAAUCGGACACGGCUGCGGGCACAACCUCAUCGCGGAGGCUGGCAUCGCUGCUGGCCUGGGGAUCAAAGCGGCCAUGGAGACAGCAGGAAAGCCUCUUGGGAAGCUGACUGUUCUGGGAACCCCAGCGGAGGAAGGAGGAGGGGGAAAGAUAGAGCUGAUCAACAAGGAUGUCUUUAAGGACGUGGAUGUCGCCAUGAUGGUUCAUCCAAGUCCCUUCAACAUGUCGCGGUUUCCUUGCAUGCCUGCAUCUCUUGUUUCAGUGAAGUAUCGGGGGAGAGCAUCACACGCGGCCGCUUUUCCUUGGGAAGGAGUUAACGCCCUUGAUGCUGCUGUGAUGUGUUACCAGGGAAUUUCCAACAUGCGACAACAGUUUAAACCGUCAUGGCGGGUAAACGUCAUCAUCAAAAAUGGCGGCGCAAAAGCCAACAUUAUCCCCGACUUCGCGGAGCUGGAACUGAUCAUCAGGGCCGAGACAGAUGCGGACCUCAAGGUUCUUAAAGACAAACUCUACAACAACUUCCACGCUGCCGCCUCCGCCACAGGUUGCUCGGUGGAGAUCAUUCCAGAAGCUGUGCAGUACUCAGCCAUGGUCAUCAACAGUUCUCUCAUUAAAGCCUACGAAGCCAACGCUGCUGACCUGGACAUUCAGUUUGAGCCAGUCCGGGCCGACGUCCCGCGAGGGUCAACAGACAUGGGCAACGUGUCGCACGUGGUCCCCAGCAUCCACCCGAUGUACUCCGUUGGCCGCAAUGCUCUCAAUCACACCCGAGAGUUCACCGAAGCGUCAGGCGACAUCGCUGCACAACCCAACACGUUAAACCAAGGGAAAGCACUGGCGAUGACUGCCAUCGACGUGUUUACCUCCCCUGGACUGCUACAGGCGAUCAAAGAUGAUUUCAGAAACGACAUGGCGUUGGUCUGACUUAGUGCAGCAUUUUGAUGAAUUAGCUGGCACCUUUACAUAAGGAGCUAAUUUAUUAUUUUUGUUUUGUGCUGUGUUGUUUUGGGAUAUUUAUGUAAUCUAAUGAAAAAGGAAAAACAAUGAGUCAGCAGGUAGCAAUUACAUUCUGUCUGAAUAUUGAACAAAGUAAUACAUAAGUAUAGAAUCUUUUUUACUUUUCUCUCUCUCUCUCUCUCUCUCUCUCUCUCUCUCUCUCUCUCUCUCUCUCUCUUCUUCUUCUUCUUCUUCUUCUUCUUCUUCUUCUUCUUCUCUGUUCAAACCACUGGACAUACCUGAUAUUUCUUCUGCUCUUUCAAGUGUAACACAGUAAUGACCAUUGACUAUCAGAAAAUAUACUUGAUUGUUCGUCUGCUGUUUCUUCUCUAACACAGUAAUGACCAUAGACUAUAAGAUGCAGAGGCCAUUAGGGAAAGAACACUGAAGAUGUCCACAACCAUAACACUAGUCUAAGAGCCUUUCAGCCAACGACAAACAAUAACUUCUCAACUUACCCAUAAUUAUAACAGUUCCUGAUCCAAAGACAUUAUGAAAUAAAAAAUUGUUUCUUCA
This is a messenger RNA of Pomacea canaliculata, 2003 nucleotides long. RefSeq names its product peptidase M20 domain-containing protein 2-like. The transcript has 9 exons. Gene Ontology annotation, molecular function: dipeptidase activity. The record is from RefSeq and is a predicted model, not a curated record. Lineage: Eukaryota; Metazoa; Mollusca; Gastropoda; Architaenioglossa; Ampullariidae. The coding region runs from base 228 to 1415 and encodes 395 amino acids.